Messenger RNA from Phodopus roborovskii (desert hamster), 936 nucleotides. RefSeq lists its product as uncharacterized. The record is from RefSeq and is a predicted model, not a curated record. The coding region runs from base 1 to 936 and encodes 311 amino acids. NCBI's taxonomy places the organism in Eukaryota, Metazoa, Chordata, Mammalia, Rodentia, Cricetidae. The transcript has 3 exons.
AUGGACAACCCCCCGGAUCUGGUGCAGACCUGUUCAGACCCCCGGAUCUGGUGCAGACCUGUUCAGACCCCCGGAUCUGGUGCAGACCUGUUCAGACCCCCCGGAUCUGGUGCAGACCUGUUCAGACCCCCCGGAUCUGGUGCAGACCUGUUCAGACCCCCCGGAUCUGGUGCAGACCUGUUCAGACCCCCCGGAUCUGGUGCAGACCUGUUCAGAACCCCCGGAUCUGGUGCAGACCUGUUCAGACCCCCCGGAUCUGGUGCAGACCUGUUCAGACCCCCGGAUCUGGUGCAGACCUGUUCAGACCCCCCGGAUCUGGUGCAGACCUGUACAGACCCCCCCCCGGAUCUGGUGCAGACCUGUUCAGACCCCCCGGAUCUGGUGCAGACCUGUACAGACCCCCCCCCGGAUCUGGUGCAGACCUGUUCAGACCCCCCGGAUCUGGUGCAGACCUGUUCAGACCCCCGGAUCUGGUGCAGACCUGUUCAGACCCCCGGAUCUGGUGCAGACCUGUUCAGACCCCCCGGAUCUGGUGCAGACCUGUUCAGACCCCCCGGAUCUGGUGCAGACCUGUUCAGACCCCCCGGAUCUGGUGCAGACCUGUUCAGACCCCCGGAUCUGGUGCAGACCUGUACAGACCCCCCCCGGAUCUGGUGCAGACCUGUUCAGAACCCCCCGGAUCUGGUGCAGACCUGUUCAGACCCCCCGGAUCUGGUGCAGACCUGUACAGAACCCCCGGAUCUGGGGCAGACCUGUACAGACCCCCCGGGAUCUGGUGCAGACCUGUUCAGACCCCCGGAUCUGGUGCAGACCUGUUCAGACCCCCGGAUCUGGUGCAGACCUGUUCAGACCCCCCCCCGGAUCUGGUGCAGACCUGUUCAGACCCGGUGCCUGCUGCCUCGUCUCUUUGAGUUGAUAAGGAUCCCCGAGCCCUGA